Messenger RNA from Emericellopsis cladophorae, 1248 nucleotides. RefSeq names its product nucleosome assembly protein 1-like 1. Gene Ontology annotation, cellular component: chromatin; nucleus. Gene Ontology annotation, biological process: nucleosome assembly. The transcript is spliced from 5 exons. The record is from RefSeq and is a predicted model, not a curated record. NCBI's taxonomy places the organism in Eukaryota, Fungi, Ascomycota, Sordariomycetes, Hypocreales, Bionectriaceae. Gene Ontology annotation, molecular function: histone binding; chromatin binding. The coding region runs from base 1 to 1248 and encodes 415 amino acids.
AUGGCCGAACCCAUCCGUGGAAAGCGCCCUGAGGCGACUGCUCCGACCCCCCAGAACACGCCUGCCACCAACGCGCCCAUUUCAUCGCACGCUCAGCAGCCUGGUGUGUCGAGCAUCCGAGAAGAUGAUAUGGAGCGCGCCGCUGCGGCCUCCAUCUUUGCCCAGAACCCCCAGCUCGUCCAGAUGAUCCAGGGUCGUCUGGGUUCCCUUGUUGGCCGCUCCUCGGGCUAUGUCGAGUCCCUUCCCGCUACUGUCCGCCGCCGAGUCGAUGGUCUCAAGGGUUUGCAGAAGGAACACUCCAAGCUCGAGGCCGAAUUCCAGCAGGAGGUCCUCGAGCUCGAGAAGAAGUACUUCGGCAAGUUCACGCCCUUGUAUAACCGUCGUGCCGAGAUUGUCAACGGUUCUACUGAGCCUACGGAGGAGGAAGUCAAGGCGGCUGCCGAGGACGACGAAAACAACGACGCGGAAGACGAGGACAAGCCAGAAGCCGAUGCCGCCAAGACCGAGCAGAAGAGCGAGAUGCCAGAGGAUGUCUCCGGUAUUCCAGAGUUCUGGCUGUCAGCCAUGAAGAACCAGGUCUCGUUUGCUGAGAUGAUCACCGACCGUGACGAGGCUGCUCUCAAACAUUUGACCGAUAUCCGAAUGGAGUACUUGGACGUGCCCGGCUUCCGCAUCAUCUUCGAAUUCUCUCCCAACGACUUCUUCUCGAAUAAGACUCUCACCAAGACAUACUACUACCAGAGCGAGAUGGGCUACGGCGGCGACUUCAUCUAUGACCAUGCCGAGGGAGACGCCAUCGACUGGAAGCCAUCUCAGGACCUCACCGUCCGCGUUGAGGCCAAGAAGCAGCGAAACAAGACUACAAAACAGACCCGUAUCGUGAAGAGGACGGUGCCAUGCGAAUCAUUCUUCUUGUUCUUCUCGCCUCCCAAGCCUCCUAAGGAGGAUGAAGAGGAUGACGACGCGGACGUCGCAUCGGACAUUGAGGAGCGUCUUGAGUUUGACUAUCAAUUGGGCGAGGAUAUCAAGGAGAAGCUGAUUCCUCGUGCCAUCGACUGGUUCACUGGCGCAGCUCUUGCCUACGAGGAAAUCGACGAUGAGGAUCUUGGCUCCGACGAUGGUUUUGACGACGUUGAUGAUGACGACGACGAUGACCUCAGCGAGGACGCGGACGAAGAUGAGGAGACUGACGAAGAGGACGGCUCAGGCAAGCCUAGGCAAGAAGCCGCCGAGUGCAAACAGAGCUAA